CAAGUCUUUCCUUUCUUUCCUUUCUUUUCUUUUAUCACUGACUUAUUAAAGAUAGGUAUGAAUUAUCAUCCGUAUCACUCUAUAGACAAUACGUUCCCAAUAGAUUUACCUAUCAUACCAAUACAAUCAUCACUACCACCAUCAUCAUCAUCACUACCAUCAUCAUCAUCAUCAUCAUCAUUCUGUCACGAUGUACAUUUUUCAAAUUUAGCCAAGGCAGCUACAGAAAUGAAUACAAACAAUAAUAAUAUGAUAUCGACUUUUUCCCAUACUACUCCCUAUAUCAACCAUCGUUCAAUGGAUCAUAUUGAAUCCCAUUUUCCAGGGUACGAAUUUCUUUUAUUGACAGGGUUCUCUUCCAUGGAAUUGAUUGGCAGAUCAUUUGCAGACUUUCUGCAUCAUGAUGAUCCAAAUCGUUAUUACUUUUCUCCAUCAUCUACCCUUUAUUUUUAUAACAAAAAUGGAACCAUCCUUUGUUUAAAAUGUAAACAUCAUUCGACAAAUGAAUAUCUUUUUGUUCCAUGUGAUAAGUCGAUUUUUGAAUCAUCAUCCUUAUUAUUAUUACCAUCUUCUGGAGUACAUGAUGGUAACACGACGCCAACCGCGGACUUUGGAUCUUCUACUUUAUGCUGCAUGAAUACCAUGGCAACUCACCUAUUUCCACCUGUCACUUCAAAUAUAACAAAUAUAUAUAGAGGACGUAAGGAUAUAUUGUUACAAAAUUAUAGUUGUGAAAGGUGUGGUACACGCGUAUCACCAGAAUGGCGUAGAGGACCGCAUGGACCUAAAACUCUUUGUAACGCAUGUGGUUUACGUUGGGCUAAAAAAAACAAGAAGAAAUGAUAUUUAAAUGGCAACUGAAACUCUUCUUCGAUUGUAUUAGAAACUAUAUAUAUUAUCCAAU
Messenger RNA from Halteromyces radiatus, 904 nucleotides. RefSeq lists its product as uncharacterized. Lineage: Eukaryota; Fungi; Mucoromycota; Mucoromycetes; Mucorales; Cunninghamellaceae. The transcript has 4 exons. Gene Ontology annotation, biological process: regulation of DNA-templated transcription. Gene Ontology annotation, molecular function: sequence-specific DNA binding; zinc ion binding. The record is from RefSeq and is a predicted model, not a curated record. Bases 58 to 843 code for a protein of 261 amino acids.